Molecule: messenger RNA, 1101 nt
Organism: Amphimedon queenslandica
Lineage: Eukaryota; Metazoa; Porifera; Demospongiae; Haplosclerida; Niphatidae
Product: P2X purinoceptor 7-like
Exons: 4
Coding region: 334-1101 (255 amino acids)
Source: RefSeq, a predicted model, not a curated record
GCUUUAAGAUUUGCUGACCCAGUUGAUGUGACCUAAGAGACUGCUGUUUACUGCUUUACUUCUAAACACAAUUACUAACAAAGCAAUAAUACUGGUGCAUAAAAAGGGUGUCUCAGUCCCAUGGCCUAGUUUUACAAUUGAUCUGAGAAUGACUUAAUACCAGUUGCUUUAACCAGUUUAAAGGGACACACGCACGGAAAAGGAAGCACACGUCACGUAUACGCGUAGCAUGCAGGAAGUAAACAUUGACCUGGGCGUGUACAAUAACAAAAAUGUACUGGGCGUGUGCUAAUUACAAUUAUUAAUCAAUGGUUAAACCACGUGGAACUUAUUAUGGCUGCUCAUGCGACAAGAUCUAGCGCUGUGGAGGACGAAAGUAACCAUGGUGAAGGACAGAUAUUUUGUAGUUGUAAGGGCACUUGUUCACGUAAGAAAGGUAAGGGAUUUUGUCCCUGUAAAGCUGCUGGUGUCAACUGUAACAAUAGUUGUCUGUGUGGUAGGAAAGGGCCCUGUAAAAACAAGUUACAAGUUACUUCAGCUGCAACAGGAGUUACAGGACAUGCUGUAGACCAAGAUGAUGCUAUUGAUGAACAAAUCCAGCAAAUGGAUGAUUUUAUUGAUGGACUUUCAAGCCAAGACAGCAAGAAGCUAAUUAAAGAACUACUUUUGGGAAGGGGAGGUGUAGCACUAGCUCAAUCUUUACUGGAUCGUGAACCAUCAGAUCCUCACGAGCCACCUCAUCCACAUUACAUUCAACCACCAUGGUGUACAUGUGGCAAGUGCACGAUCAUGGACUCUGAGGAGGAACAUGUAUGUUGUAAAAGGCAAACUUGUAUCACCGUAUAUCGACACUUCUUUAAUAUAUGCUUGGACCAGCAAGUUCUUACAGUUGCAAUACACCAACGAUCAGACAUUCGUGCUGAAGACAUUUCUUAUUCACCAGAAAGUUUUAGGAAGGCAGCUUAUCGUCAAUAUAUAUUGUGGAAAUACAAAAAAUUGGGUAAAGGUAAUAGGCGUGUGUGUCCUUCUUGUGUUGUUAACUGCAUCAGAGAGUGGUAUCCAUCAUCUACAGGGCGUUACAUGGGGUUUAGAUCAGAAUAA